Messenger RNA from Engraulis encrasicolus (European anchovy), 2995 nucleotides. RefSeq lists its product as uncharacterized. NCBI's taxonomy places the organism in Eukaryota, Metazoa, Chordata, Actinopteri, Clupeiformes, Engraulidae. Bases 477 to 2468 code for a protein of 663 amino acids. The record is from RefSeq and is a predicted model, not a curated record. The transcript is spliced from 2 exons.
CCUGCUGCGCACCCGCGGCGUUAUGGGAGACCACCAGAGCGCAGACCCAAUCGAGACCUGCUACUCACAAGCGAGUCCGAAACUUCAGACCAAGGCCACACAAGUGCUUCCUCCACUGAUGAUCAUUUUUUAGGAGGGAGAGGGAGAGGGAGAGGGAGAGGCCAACGAGGAAAAAGACGCGGAGGGGGCAACGGAAGCCGAGAUCCAAAUCGAGUGACCCGCAGUCUACAUCGGAACAUACGGUGAUAAACAUUUCAGAUUAUCCUCUUACGACUACACAAACAAGAGUGUUGAGUCGGGGACUCUCCUUUGUUCCUACAAAUAAAUUGAAUGCCUUCAACAUCCAGGUUGACCAGUUUAAGUUUUUAAGACAAUUGCAUUUGAAACAUUUUUUUCAUGAUAAACCUGCUACUGUUGUUGGUACUAGGAAUGUGGUUUUAGAUUCCUUGAAUAAAUUAAAGAAAAAGUCUACAUUCAUGCCGCCAGGUAGCCAGAAUCCUACUUUGGUCACUUUUGGUAAACUUGUGGAAAGAGAUAUUAAUGCAUUAACCAAGAAAUCAGGCAAACACAACACGAAAUGGAAUCUUACUAAAGUGGAAAGAAAGGCACUGGAUGAAUUAAAGGACAAUACUGAUAUAGUUGUGAAAUCUGCAGAUAAGGGUGGAGCUAUUAUAGUUCAAAAUGCUAAAGACUAUGCUGCUGAAGCUCUGCGACAACUGAAUAAUGAUUAUUUUUAUCAGCAUUUGUCAAGAAACCCUUUGGAUGAAUUCAUAAAAGAAAGAGACAUGUUACUUGAUAAUGCCAUUGAAAAUAAGUGGUUGUCCAAGAACCAAUAUGAAUUUUUGAGAGUUCUUCAUCCUGUCACACCUGUGUUUUACUUACUGCCUAAGGUCCACAAAAGGUUACAGAACCCUCCUGGUAGACCAAUUGUUGCCAGUAAAAAUUCCCUAACUGAACCUCUGAGUCAAUUUGUGGAUGUUGUCAUCAAAGAUAUUGUUAAAACACUCCCUAGCUACAUUUCUGAUACCAGGGAUGUGCUUAAGUUAUUGUCUAACAUCACCAUCCCUGAUAAUGUUUAUCUGGUUACAUUUGAUGUGGAGAGUUUGUACACAAACAUCCCCCAUGAAGGUGGUCUGGAAGCCAUGGCCCACUACCUUGAAUCACAGGAUGAUGGCCUGCCUACUGAACUUCUAUUAAACAUGACCAGGUUUAUUCUGAAAUCAAAUUAUUUCCUCUUUAAUAACAAAUAUUUCUUACAGGUUCAAGGCACAAGUAUGGGUUCCCCAUUUGCACCCAACUAUGCAAAUUUAUUUAUGGGGCUAUGGGAGGAGAAGCAUAUAUUUAACAAUAAUCCCUUUAAAGAUAACCUCUUAAUAUUUAAACGUUUUAUUGACGAUAUUCUAUUGGUUUUUACGGGCUCUGAACAUGACUUAAGCCUUUUUAAUAAAUACAUCAAUGACACACAUCCUAAUUUAAAAUUUACCAUGGAGUACAGCUCUACCAAAAUUCAUUUUCUUGAUCUUGAAAUUACUCUCCAUAACAACAUGCUUGAAACCUCAAUCUACAGGAAGGAGACUGACAGAAAUACGAUCCUUCAUGCGUCCAGUUUCCACCCUGACCAUAUUGUAAAAAAUAUCCCAUAUGGUCAGUUUGUAAGACUAAAGAGAAUCUGCAGUAAUGAUGAGGAUUUUGAGGUGAAAGCUAAUGACAUGGCAAAACGUUUCAGAGACAGAGGGUAUGAUGAAACUGUGAUUGACCAGGCGAGGGGGAGGGCCUCCCACAAAAAUAGGAGUGAAUUAUUGAAUCCGGCUCCCAAGACGUCUGAUAGUGUCGUCACUUUUGUGAAAAGAAUUAUAAAUAAACAUUGGAAACUCCUGAAAUGCGACCCGAGUCUGAAUCACCUACCUGACAAACCCAGAUUCUGCUUUAAACGGGGAAAAAACAUCAAAGACCUUGUGGUCAGUUCCAUGUACCAAGAAGUACCUACUCCCAGUACAACCAGCUGGCUGUCCAAACCUCUUUUUGGUAACUAUAGGUGUGGAAAGUGUGCUCACUGCUCCAACACAGUGGACACUAAAACCUUCACCCACCCUCACACAGGCGAGAAGUACAACAUUAAGCAAUUUAUCAAUUGUGUCUCUACCCAUGUAGUUUACAUGCUAAAAUGCCCUUGUGGCCUUAUGUAUAUCGGUCAAACAAAGAGGAACUUAAAAUUAAGAAUCGCCGAACAUAAAGCCUCCAUUAGAAAUGGCAAUAUGGAGUAUGCAAUAGCCAGACACUACAAGGACCGAAACCAUGGCUCUGCUACAACUUUAAGGUUUGUGGGUAUUGAGAGGGUGAUGCCAAAUCCAAGAGGUGGAGAUCUGAUAAAACAACUGUUAAAAAGAGAAGCACACUGGAUACACAAAUUGAAUACUGUUGAACCUCAUGGAUUAAAUGAGAAGCAGGAGUUGAGUGUUUUUUUGUGAAUUGAAUGUGUAUUUAGAUUUUGUACAAGCUGAUGAAUUGUAUUAUGAAGUGGAAUGUUACUGAUGAUAUUUGACUUACAUUUCUAAUAUAGAUGUCUUGAAGACAUGAUGCUAUGUCUUAACUCUGUGGGAUUUAUUUUUCUAGGCCUAUCUGAGUUAAUUUUACUGGAUUUGUGUAAUAUUGAUGAAUAUGCAACAUUAUGACUAUUUUCUGUGGUAUUUAUUGACCUAUCUGAAUGUAACUGAUGGAAUUGUGUUACCUUUGUAUAUAGCCUUUGCAUGGGGACAUCAAUGUGAAAAAUAUUGUUGUGAUGGCCUGCAUGGACUGAUCAUGUUUUACCUACUUUACGCACCUGUGGGGAUGGGUUUUGAGACUAUGCACAAGAUUGGUAGCAAAGAAUCAUGUGAUCAUUUGGCACUUUAUUUGUACACCUGGGUAAUGGGGGUUUGGCAUAGAGCGAACCUGAUGACGCAUUGGGCGAAACGCGUUGUUCGCUCCAAGAAAUAAAGUUAAGAAAAGUAAGCAG